Amorphotheca resinae ATCC 22711 is the source of this 927-nucleotide messenger RNA. RefSeq lists its product as hypothetical. Gene Ontology annotation, biological process: basic amino acid transmembrane export from vacuole. The coding region runs from base 1 to 927 and encodes 308 amino acids. The transcript has 5 exons. NCBI's taxonomy places the organism in Eukaryota, Fungi, Ascomycota, Leotiomycetes, Helotiales, Amorphothecaceae. Gene Ontology annotation, cellular component: fungal-type vacuole membrane. The record is from RefSeq and is a predicted model, not a curated record.
AUGGCCUCUCCUGCGCUCAUCACCCUCGCCGCCCUGUCGCCCGGCCUGACCUUCCGCGAGGCCUUGUCUGGUGUCCUGGGCAGCAUCAGUCUGGCCACCUGGAUCUUUCUACUGGUCCCACAACUCAUCCUGAACUACAAGACGGGCAGCGCGGAUGGCAUCUCGCUCGCCUUCCUCACCGUCUGGCUGCUGGGCGACGCAACCAAUCUAGCCGGGGCCAUCUGGGCCAAUCUCGUCCCCACUGUCAUCGCCCUGGCCGUCUACUUCUGCUUUGCCGACUUUGUGUUGAUUUCCCAAUGCCUGUAUUAUAACCACAUCAACGCCCGCCGAGCCCGCAAACCCUCCACCGCCUCGACCGAGUCGGAGCACUCACCGCUCCUCACUCGCCGCCGGUCUUCUGCUCUGAAUGCAGACCAUCCGAUCAAGGAUCCGGGACAGGAAGAACUCGAGUCGGCCGGGAAUCCAUGGGUGCGCAACACGCUGUCCAUUCUCGGGGUCAUCGCCGCGGGCACGGCGGGCUGGGCCAUCGCGUGGCAAUCCGGCGUCUGGAAACCAACACCUGAGCACCGCGGUCUCGUUGAUGGACAAGAUGUCGCGGUAGGCGCGCAGGUCCUGGGUUAUCUGAGCGCUAUCUUCUAUCUCGGCGCCCGAAUCCCCCAGAUCGUGAAGAACUACCGCGAGAAAUCCUGCGAGGGCCUCGCCCUUCUCUUCUUCCUUCUGUCCCUCAUGGGCAAUGCCACCUACGGCGCCGGCAUUCUCGCCCACAGCUUCGACCGAGAAUACCUAACCACCAACCUGCCCUGGCUAAUCGGCUCCCUCGGAACCAUGGCCGAAGACGGGAUCAUCUUCCUGCAGUUCCGCGCAUACGCCCCGAAACCUUCUGUCUCUACUUCAGCAGUCGAAGAACCCGCAUGUCGCGAGCCGUAA